AUGCUUUCUAUGGAGGGCUACAGAGGUCUCAUUCGACCCAUCAGCUUGCUCGUUCUUUUGGUUGCUCUCUUCUCGGCAAUUCAACCAGUCGAAGCAGCAGUCCCCACAUCUAAACGCUUCGAUCUAUCGGAGCCUUCAUAUGACUUAUUCCGCAGCAAGUCUCUUCACGAUGUAACCGUACAACAAGGAUUCGCCUUCGACAAUACCAAUCGCAGACUGUUCGUCGCGCAACGACGCGAUGGGUCUUCGGAGACCUCGGGCGAUUUAUGCAUUACUCAACUCGACUUUGACGGCAAUUACCUGGGAUACAUGUAUCUCACAGGGUUUGGUCAUGGCGUGUCUUUCGGUGCACAGGGUGGUGGGUCGUCGUCUUACCUGUGGACAGAAGUCGAAGCCAACUCGAAUGGAUACGGAAAGAAGCUUGCUCGGUUCAAGUUUACCAGUGGAACUACACUUUCAUCUACCUCUUCUCUGCUGAAGAAGUUUGUACCUGUCUCUGGGGCUACGGAGCAUACAUGUUCCAUUGACCCAGUGAACAACCGCCUGAUCGUCCGUCACCAACUCAGCGAUGGAAAACAUAUCGCUGUCUUCGACUUGGACAAGGCAACCGACGGGGAUUUCUCCAGUGCAUUGGCCAACUUCAAACAUCCUAGCCUCGCUUCCAAGUCAGAUACGUUCCAAGGCUAUGCAGCUUAUGGAGAGUACAUCUAUCUCUUGACAGGUACUUCCUACGACGUUGCUGGCGGAGCUGUCAACUCGGAAGUGACGAGCGUGAACAUGAAUACCGGUGCUGUUGUUCAGGGUCCUACUCUUACAAAGGCCGGUUCUACGCUUACUUUCCGGGAACCAGAGGGGUUGGCUAUUUAUCAGACUGUUGCUGGUGAGGUACGGUUGUUUUUGGGAUUUGCUUCGGGCAAGGCUCGUGAUAGGCGGUCGAGUUUGUUUUAUAAGAAUGCUUUGAUUUAG
This is a messenger RNA of Penicillium antarcticum, 966 nucleotides long. RefSeq names its product putative FacC-like extracellular signaling protein. The transcript has a single exon. NCBI's taxonomy places the organism in Eukaryota, Fungi, Ascomycota, Eurotiomycetes, Eurotiales, Aspergillaceae. The record is from RefSeq and is a predicted model, not a curated record. Bases 1 to 966 code for a protein of 321 amino acids.